This is a messenger RNA of Seriola aureovittata, 1241 nucleotides long. RefSeq lists its product as uncharacterized. Bases 167 to 694 code for a protein of 175 amino acids. The transcript is spliced from 6 exons. The record is from RefSeq and is a predicted model, not a curated record. Lineage: Eukaryota; Metazoa; Chordata; Actinopteri; Carangiformes; Carangidae.
CCGCAGGCCACUGGCUGGCGCAAAGCACAGGCUUGCGGUGGGCUGUUUGUCUGCGUGAAGCUGGCAUGGCCUCCAGUUCCCCUGCAUCUGUUCCCCAUUAGCAGAGCCGAGAGUAUAAAGCAGGGAGCUGACAGGGGCUGGGAGCAGUCGAGUUCUUGCUUGGAUCAUGGGGUUUACUAUCUGGCUGUGCGUGCUCUGCCUGCAGGCGAGCCUGCUGUCACACGCCCUCGACUGCUCAGGAGCGACUCAGGGAGAGCUGUGUGUCAGUGAACAGACCGCAGACGGACAGAAUGACGAUCAGAUGCAGCAGAGGGAGCUACCAUUAACUGAAGGACUGGCUUUGUUCAGACGUAAGAGACAGUUGGAGCGGAGGGGCCCCACCCACCUGAGUCACUCCAGCCUGCCCGGGGCCGUCUCUGUCAAAGGCUUCCCUAACACUCUCAUCCAGGCCGAUAGGUCCAGGCGACACUUGGUUCAAGCCGGGAAUAAGAAAAAGAAGCGUAUAUCCCGCGUCGGCUCCUUCUCCCUCCUUAGCAAUAACAACAAAUCCACCCCCCUACAGAUCACCAGAGCAAGGAGGCAGGUGAAGCCCGAUCCGCCCAAGAAGGGGAAGUCAGGUCGUUCUGGGGCUUUCUCUGUCCUGGGAGAUCCACAUAAUGAUGAGCAGGACACCAGAGUCAAAAGAAGCAUAUAGAAGACAAGUGCUGCAAAAUAAAAUGUUCUUUCUCAUUCUGAAAAAUCCUUUCAAAGGAUGUACACAGUAAAAGUUUGUUCACAUUUAUUUUACCAAAAACAUUGAAACAAACUGAAGAUUGGUGUGAAAAACUGACAUUUGGAAUAACAGCUUUGAUGUUCAUUUUGAUGUGUGUCCACCAUUACUGUUUCAGCUGUAAGCUAUCUUACAUUUAUCAGUCAGCAUUUGUCUGCACUUACUUUUAUAUACUAUUCUAAGUUUCUAAUAUAUUCCUGCAUGUUAUCACAAAAGAUCACAUUAAUAUUCUUGUCCGGCAUUUUGUUGUAACCUAUUUAAUCACAGAUUCCUUAUGAAGAUUGGGGGUAUAUUUUUGCAGAAAUAUGUUGUGUGUUGUUGUAUCAGAUUUCAAAACAAGUUUAGUAGAGACAUAUGGUGUAAACGUCUUUAAAUAUUAUGCACUUUAUGCUCCACUGGAGCCUUCUCUAUGAAAUUGGAUAAUAGUUUUUACACUCUGAGCUCCAUUAAGACAUUAAAUUGUAUAACAGUU